GUAUUUCGAAGCUUUUCACUGGCCCUGUUACAUGAACGCCUUCACACCUGAGGGGACAGUAAUGCACAAGUAGGUUGUGACAGGGUGAACCGGAAGUUAAAGUACAUGCAAAAGCUGCUCGCACAGGCGCCACCUAAUUUGUUUUCAUUUGCUUCAAUAGCCGCGCGUUUCUAUACUCUGCACGGAUUUCUGUCAUAAAACACAAUCCACAUUGUUUUUUUUUUUGUACCCGGCCAACCUCGUCAUAGUGCACUUUUGAUGACGCUCCUUUAAGUUGGUUUAGCUCACUAUCCGCCAUCGUAGACGUCGCUCAGCGGAGCUUCGGUGUGAAAAUGUGUCAAGUGGAACUCCUGAGGGCGUUGCUGAAUCAGCGACUGAGUGCGGCCGUCGAUGAAGUAUUCGGAGUUGUUGCAAGAACCAUCGCCGAGUACCAGGAGGAACUCUGUCGGUCAAAAGAGGAGAAUGAGCGUCAGCGUCAGCUGCUGGACGCUGUUCUCAAGCCGCACGUUGUGUUAUACAAAGAAGAAAGUUCCAGUCAAGAAUGUCUUUCCCCGAAACAACAAGAAGGGAUAUCCACGGUGGAACCACGGCAGCCUGAGCCUCCCCGCAUCAAAGAGGAAGAGGAGAAGGCCGACGUCACCCAAUUGCCAUUGGUUGCUUUUCCUUUGAGGGUUGAUGCCGAGGCUGAAGAAGAAGGUGACGGAGACCGCUGCGGAGCGUCCCAAGCUGCCAGCCUCUCAGCUCCACUCUCAGAUUUGGAUGACAUCACGUUGCACUCUUUCGACACCGAUGGUGACAAACAUUCUAAGAGUGAUAUGACAGGUCGCACUGCCGGUAAACGCUGGAAAUGUUCCCAGUGUGGGAGAACAUUUGACUAUAGCAGCGCUCUGAUCAAACACAUAAGAACGCACACGGGAGAGAAACCAUUCAAGUGUUCAGUUUGUGGCAAAAGUUUCACCCACAAGGGUAAUUUGACAGCGCACACACGGACACACACUGGAGAAAAACCGUACGGCUGCUCAAUCUGCAACAAAAGUUUCACUGGCCACUCGGCAUUAACUAAACACACCCGGAUACACACCGGGGAAAAGCCUUUCAGGUGCUCAGUGUGCGGUAAACGGUACACGCAAAACGAAACUUUGAAGGCUCACUCAAGAACCCACACUGGCGAGAAACCGUAUUCCUGCUUAGUCUGCCACAAACGCUUCAGUUCACAUUCAUCGUUUGCCCGACACCGAAGGACGCAUAGUGACGAAAAACCCUAUUCUUGCUUAGUCUGUAACAGAAGCUUCCGGUCCAAUUCAGCCUUUGCCCGACACAGAAAAAAAACACACUGGAGGCAAAGUGUUCAGUUGCGUCGCGUGCAAGAAGACAUUCCCUCGCAAGUACCAAGUGAAGACACACAAGUGCGUUGCACUCAAUGAAGCCGCGGGAACUUAAAGGCUUUGGAAACUUUGACUUCUUCUACAUGAACUGAACUUGAACUUG
Molecule: messenger RNA, 1488 nt
Organism: Hippocampus comes (tiger tail seahorse)
Lineage: Eukaryota; Metazoa; Chordata; Actinopteri; Syngnathiformes; Syngnathidae
Product: zinc finger and SCAN domain-containing protein 21-like
Exons: 2
Coding region: 333-1424 (363 amino acids)
Biological process (GO): regulation of transcription by RNA polymerase II
Molecular function (GO): RNA polymerase II cis-regulatory region sequence-specific DNA binding; DNA-binding transcription factor activity, RNA polymerase II-specific
Source: RefSeq, a predicted model, not a curated record